AUGUCUGCCGAAUACAAGAACGCCGACCUGAAUAAGAUCGCUCAAGACGCUGAGCGUGACCUUAACACAGACGCUGCAAAGAAGGGCCAUGGCAGCAACGCCGGUACCGACGCAACCGGCAUCGACGAGUCCGUAACCACCAAAUUCCCCGGUUCAACCGUCGAAUACGGCACCGGCGCCAGCAACAACCGCACUAUCCCCGAAUCCGAAGGCGGUUCGGUCAACCCAGCUACCGGCAAGUUGUACAAGGCGGGUGACUAUGCGCAUGGGGGUGUUGGCGCGCCGGAGGCGAGGUUGGAGGGGUAUGCGAAGAACCAUGGGGGUGAGGAUGAUGUUAGGGGGAACACGGUUGAUGGGGCGUCGUUGAGGCAGAGUGGGGCGAAAUAG
Messenger RNA from Parastagonospora nodorum SN15, 387 nucleotides. RefSeq lists its product as hypothetical. The transcript has 2 exons. Bases 1 to 387 code for a protein of 128 amino acids. NCBI's taxonomy places the organism in Eukaryota, Fungi, Ascomycota, Dothideomycetes, Pleosporales, Phaeosphaeriaceae. The record is from RefSeq and is a predicted model, not a curated record.